CCCCCCCCAAGAAUUACUUAUUGUGUGUUCAAGGAUAGUGUUUUUGUAGUUGUCCUCCUUAAUUUGAAGGUUGUAAUUUUUAGCGAACUAGACGUGUAACUGUACGGAAUCCAGUUAUGCCCAGUAUUGUUACAGAUGUAUUAUUUAUAAAAUGGCAUUGUCACAUCAGGAAGUACUGAACCUGUAUCGCAGAAUAUUCAAAAUAGCAAGGACUUGGCAGUCACAGUCUGGAACGCUAGAACAAACUACCAAAGAACGACAAUAUAUUAUUGAUGAAGCCAGAGCAUUAUUCCGAAAAAAUAAAUGUUUAACAGAUCCAGAAACUAUUAAGGCCUGUGUGGAAGAGUGUAAAGCAAGGAUAGAGAUCGGGCUUCAUUAUCAAAUACCCUACCCAAGACCAAUUCAUUUACCUCCCAUGGGCCUUGCAACACAGAAAGGACGUAGACUUCGAGCCCAAGAGAGACUGAGGGCACAUGCAAUGCCAGUGUACUUGAAGUCCCAUGAUGAAGUUUCUUGAUACCUUAUAAGCAAGAUCAUUGCAUUAAAUACAGCUCUCCAAUGCAUGUCAUAAUUUUAUUUUCAUUGCUAUGUGGUAAUUUCAUCACUUUUCCUUAGUACUUCUUGGCACCAGUAAUUUUCUUUCUACAGUCCUGCAUUAGAAAAUGUUGCACUGUAGAAUAAAUAAUGUGAUGGAAGUUGGCUGUAUCUGCUAGUAUUUAUAGAGUACAAUAAUUCCUUGGCAGACAAUUGUAAUGGAUAAUUGUGUAUUGGUUGACUUGCUUUACUUUGAAGAGCCAGUCAAUUGUGUGACAAAGAACUAAUCUUAACACAUGAGGCAAGCAUGCAUUUCUUCUUCCCUUUGACCUACAUGAAGUUGUCAAAAUGUCCCAGCAACCAACAUAGUUUUUAAUUGCUACAGCAACAGAUUUUUGUUUCUUGUGGAAACAUUCAUAUUUUAUUAAAUGGAUUUGAUAACUUA
Molecule: messenger RNA, 979 nt
Organism: Protopterus annectens (West African lungfish)
Lineage: Eukaryota; Metazoa; Chordata; Ceratodontiformes; Protopteridae
Gene: LYRM1
Product: LYR motif containing 1
Exons: 4
Coding region: 152-517 (121 amino acids)
Cellular component (GO): mitochondrion
Source: RefSeq, a predicted model, not a curated record